AGCCUGAAGAGAAAUGGAUCCUGUGAUUACUAUAGUUCUGGUGGUGGCAGCAGCAGUAGCAGCAGCAGUACAAGUUAGUGCCGUGGCCUGUAAUCUCUCUCACAAGAAUGGAACUCAUCAAUGCUAUGGGGCUCUGGGAGAAUCUUUGUCCAUACAGCUGGCUGCAGACAGCAGUAAUGAAGAAAUAACAUUUAAAAAAGAUCUUACUCGUAGUCUGCACUUCAAAACUGGAGAAGACUGGAGAUCUAAAUUGCAUCAGAAUUAUGUGAAUCGCUCUGAGUUCUUUAACAAUGGAACAUUCAGACUGGACAGAGUUAUAGAGGAAGACAGUGGAGAUUAUCAAUUGGAAACAUAUAAUUCAGAGGGAGCAGUGUUGCGCAAAGUCAACAUGCUACUUGAGAUACAAGUUUUCUCCUCCCAGUUUCGUUUUGUAAUUGUGACAGUAGCUAUAGCUCUAGCUGUUGGAUCUCUUGCCCUACUUCAUGCGGUGUUUGUUGGCGUAAACCGUCUCUGUGGGAAACUGAGAUUUGGACAAACUACUUCAGGUUGCUCUAAUGAUGAGGGUGCUGCUGUUGUAUACACUGAAGUAUUCAAUAAAAGAAAGAGAGUAGUCAACCAGAAAGCUACAGAGAUGGUGGAGUAUGGAGAAGUCAAAAUGGCUGCCAGUCUUAAUGAGGAAGAAAGCCCCAAGAAUCAGGGGGACUUGGAAAUGACAACCAACCAGACAUAAGACACAUCUUUUCUGACAACUUUCGGCAGGACUUAGUAGAAACCAAAAAUGUGGGACUGUAUUACUCCCUUGUAUAUGUUUGUGUUGUCAUUUAAG
Messenger RNA from Salvelinus sp. IW2-2015, 826 nucleotides. RefSeq lists its product as uncharacterized. The record is from RefSeq and is a predicted model, not a curated record. NCBI's taxonomy places the organism in Eukaryota, Metazoa, Chordata, Actinopteri, Salmoniformes, Salmonidae.